GGCAAUCUAGCAUUCCUUUCACGAAAUUUUCCGAAAGCUGCUCCGUACGCACUCGUAUCGUUCCGUCGACGGUCGCGAAAUUCCGGAUCAGAUCUUACAAAAUUAUAUCACUUAUUGAACAAUGGCCACAGUACACGGACGUGUGAUUGUAUAUGGGGGUAAGGGUGCCCUUGGCUCAGUUUGUAUAUCUCAAUUUAAAUUGCAAAAUUGGUGGGUUGGUUCUAUUGAUAUGAAGCCAAAUGAACAAGCUGAUAUGAAUAUGAUUGUAAAUCCUGAGUAUGAUUGGCAAAAGCAGCAAACAGAUAUUCUAACUCAAGUUAGAGAUACAUUGAAGGAUGAGAAAAUUGAUGGCAUUAUUUGUGUUGCUGGAGGAUGGGCUGGUGGCAAUGCAGCAAAUAAAGAUUUUGUGAAAAACAGCGAUUUAAUGUGGAAACAGAGCGUUUGGAGUUCUGUUAUAGCUGCAACCAUUGCAGCUGAAUACUUGAAAGAAGGAGGAUUUCUUUCAUUAACUGGUGCUAAACCAGCAUUAGAAGGAACACCAGGUAUGAUUGGUUAUGGUAUGGCAAAGGCAGCGGUUCAUCAACUGACAAAGUCUUUGGUAGAUAAAGGAAGCGGUCUUCCUGCUAAUAGUUUGGUAACUUGUAUACUACCUGUUACUCUGGAUACACCCAUGAACAGAAAGUGGAUGCCCAAAGCCGAUACAAGUACAUGGACUCCGCUCGAAUUUGUGUCAAAUCUAUUCUGGAAAUGGUCCCAAAAUCAAGAUCGGCCUGCCAAUGGUUCUCUUCUGCAACUCAUUACAAAAGAUAAUAAGACGGAACUGAUUCAAGCUUAAACGUAUUAAAUAUGAAUGAAAAUCGUGGGAACAAUAAUCUUUGAGCAUUUAUGACAAUACAAUAUAUAAUAUA
This is a messenger RNA of Harpegnathos saltator (Jerdon's jumping ant), 908 nucleotides long. RefSeq names its product dihydropteridine reductase (gene Dhpr). Bases 122 to 835 code for a protein of 237 amino acids. Gene Ontology annotation, biological process: tetrahydrobiopterin biosynthetic process; L-phenylalanine catabolic process. The record is from RefSeq and is a predicted model, not a curated record. The transcript is spliced from 5 exons. NCBI's taxonomy places the organism in Eukaryota, Metazoa, Arthropoda, Insecta, Hymenoptera, Formicidae. Gene Ontology annotation, cellular component: cytoplasm. Gene Ontology annotation, molecular function: NADH binding; NADPH binding; 6,7-dihydropteridine reductase activity.